Molecule: messenger RNA, 3023 nt
Organism: Salvia miltiorrhiza (redroot sage)
Lineage: Eukaryota; Viridiplantae; Streptophyta; Magnoliopsida; Lamiales; Lamiaceae
Product: G-type lectin S-receptor-like serine/threonine-protein kinase At4g27290
Exons: 7
Coding region: 347-2833 (828 amino acids)
Biological process (GO): protein phosphorylation; recognition of pollen
Molecular function (GO): protein serine/threonine kinase activity; ATP binding
Source: RefSeq, a predicted model, not a curated record
UUUUAUCAAAUACCUAUAAAUAUAUUUCAAAUAGAUUUAGUGUAAUAUAUAAUGAAUUAAUAUAUUUUUAUAAAUAUAUAAUAUUUUAUAUUUUGUGGUCAAGAUACUUUUUAUAUUAGUAGAGAUUUACAUAGUAAUAGUGAGAAGGUCAUCAUAAAAUAAUACUAUAUGAUGACAAAAUUGUCAUCAACCUUUUCUUUGAUCAUCGGCAACGUGGAAACUUCUAACCUUUGAAUCUCAUUCCACUUAGCUUUUCCAUUUCAUUUCGUUUUCCUUUUCCCCGGUGUGGUUCUACAAUCAAGAGUGAUCAGCAGAAAUACUUCUGAGCUGUAAAUUAGGUACGAACAUGGCGCAGUUCACUUUCACUAGAAUCACUACAAUCCUCUGCUCACUGCUUCACUCCAUCGCUUUUCAAAGUUUAACAGUUGGAGCAGUUAACGAUCACAUACUUUUCCCAAAUCAAACACUUGUUCUUGGGCAGACUCUGGUUUCUCAAGACCAAGUUUUUGAAAUGGGUUUUUUCUCGCCGGGAAGAUCUUCAAAUAGUUUCCUGGGCAUAUGGUACAAGAGCACACCAGAAGUAGUAGUCUGGGUUGCAAACAGAAACCAUCCCAUCACCGCCUCACAAGCAGCAGUUUCCAUGAUUUCCAAAAAUGGAAGUCUUGUUAUAAGCAGUGACGAGAGCGUUAUCUGGUCGGCUAGUUCGUCAGAGGUAGCAAGAAAUCCAGUUGUACAGCUGCUGGAUUCUGGAAACUUGGUUGUCGUAGAUAACACGAGGGAAGGCUACCUGUGGCAGAGUUUUGAUUAUCCAACUGACACAAUGUUGCCCGGCAUGAUAAUGACGGACGGCAAUGAUACUGGUGUGGAAAGGUAUCUGACGUCAUGGAGAAAUCCGGAAGAUCCAUCUCCUGGUGAUUUUGUUCACAAGAUCCAAAACCGAGGCUUGGCUGAGGUGGUGACUCUAAGAGGGGAAAGCAAAAGAUACAGAAUUGGACAGUGGAAUGGGAGAUGUUUUGGCGGUGGUCCACGCUUUCCCAAUGCCUUUUACAAACCAGAGUUGGUAUUCAAACAAGAGAGGUUGAUAUCCAUAGGAGAGCCCUACCAGAGCUCAGUUCUGGUAAGAACUACUUUAGAUACAUCUGGUGCUCUCCUGCGCCUUACCAUGAAUGCCAGAAAAGAUAAGUGGAAUCUUGCCCUCACGUUUCCUCAAGAAACGUGCGAUGAAUACGCUAGUUGUGGUCCUAACUGUAUCUGCAGAUCUAGAACUGACAGCCCAGUUAGAUGCCAGUGUUUAAAGGGAUAUGCCCCUAAGUUCCAAAGGUAUUGGGACCUUCAAGAUUGGUCGGGUGGAUGCACUAGAACAGAACCGCUGAAUUGCGAUGGUGGAGAUGGAUUUCUAGAGGUUAGAGGGGUGAAGUAUCCUGAUAUGUUGAGGUUUUGGUUAAGUACGACGAUGAGCCUUGGUGAGUGCAAAGCCGAGUGCUUUAAAAACUGUAGUUGCACUGCAUAUGCUAAUCCAUUCAUUACAAAUGGAGGCAGUGGCUGCUUGAUGUGGUUUGGUGAUCUCAUUGAUAUCAAAGAACUUUCUGCAGCAGAUAGUAAGCAGAACAUGUAUAUCCGUGUGCCACUUUCUGAACUAGAUUUUAACUCCGGUUUAGAGGAGAAGGAGAAGGAGAAGAAGGAGGAUAAGGAGAAGGAAUGGCCUAUCAAGUUGAUACUGAUAUCAAUUGCUUCUGGUAUUCUCAUCUCAGCCUUAAUCAAUGCAUGUGUUUUAAUGGCAGGACGAAAGAGGCCAGCCGCAAAAAGGAAUGAUGAGGAUUUAGAAUUACCUGUGAUCAAAAUGGCAACUAUUGUGCAAGCAACAAAUAAUUUCUCAACAGAAAAUAUGAUUGGAGUUGGAGGUUUCGGACCUGUUUACAAGGGGAACAUGCCAUCGGGAGAAGAAAUCGCUGUCAAAAGAUUAUCAAAAUCUUCACGACAGGGUCUUGAAGAGUUUAGAAAUGAAGUUAUGGUGAUUGCAAAACUUCAACAUCGAAACCUCGUUAGACUUUUGGGAUGUUGCAUUGAAGAAGAGGAGAGGAUGCUAAUCUAUGAAUAUUUACAGAACAAAAGUCUAGAUCUUUUUGUUUUUGAUCACAGUGAGAAAACACUAUUGACAUGGCCGAAUCGUUAUGACAUUAUCAUGGGAAUUGCAAGGGGAUUGCUAUAUCUCCAUCAUGAUUCCAGAUUAAAGAUUAUUCAUAGGGAUCUCAAAACGAGCAAUAUUUUACUAGACGGACAUUUAACUCCAAAAAUUUCAGAUUUCGGCCUAGCAAGAAUUUUUGAAGAGGAUCAAUCUCUUGCCAGAACAAAAAGAGUUAUUGGGACAUAUGGAUACAUGGCUCCGGAAUAUGCAAUUGAUGGGAAAUUCUCGGUGAAAUCUGACAUCUUUAGCCUUGGAGUGGUUUUGCUGGAGAUAAUUAGCGGGAAAAAGAACAGAGGAUAUGGACACACGGAUCACUAUCUUAACCUCUUGGGCCAUGCAUGGUUGCUGUGGAAAGAAAACAAUAUUCUAGAGUUGAUGGAUGAAUGUUUAUAUGAUACAUAUACGGAGUCCCAAGUGAAGAGAUGCAUGCAAGUUGGGUUAUUAUGCGUUCAGAAAUUUGCAGAAGAUAGGCCAAACAUGUCAGCUGUGGUUUCAAUGUUAGGAAGUGAUGGAGCAGUUUUGGCGGAACCAAAAGAGCCUGGGUUUUUUAUCGAAAGAAGUAGCAGCCUGGUGGGGAGUUGUACAUCGCCCUCAUGUAUUGAGUCAGAGAAUGAAACAAUCACCAUUACUGAUUUGGAGGCCAGAUGAUCAGCAUAGGGACCCAGUGGGCUCACUUGGUCCCCGUGAAAAUUCGAAUUAUUUUGCUUUGAAAUUUGAGUUUCCGUUCAUUUGGAAAUACGCUGUCAUUUUUGUUGCUCACGGCCCGGAAAACACCUAAUUUUGGGUCACAAUUGACGGUUCACUAUUCAUCAAUGCAAGAAUAAUUUUCGGUGCACAA